GAUUGUGCGACACCCUCUCCAAAUGUCGCCAAGCGGGAUGCGAACAGCGGAACAGCCGGAACAACAGCCCCAGCUGCACGUCAAAAUACAAGCUCUGGCGGUGCUAUGUUCGGAAGCGGUUUAAGCGGAGCGGAGACCGACCAACAGGCUCAUAUGAAGAACGUAUCUUCAUCUGCGUCUUCCGUUUCUUUC
This is a messenger RNA of Amoebophrya sp. A25, 192 nucleotides long. The record is from the annotation of a GenBank genome assembly. NCBI's taxonomy places the organism in Eukaryota, Dinophyceae, Syndiniales, Amoebophryaceae.